UUUCACGGACGAGAACUGUUACACAUUCGCGUACGGCGCAAAGACACAAUUUGGUAUUUUCCGCAAGCCAGCCAGCCAGCCAGCCAGCCAGCCAGCGUAUCGCGCGUGCCAGAUUCCGCGGAACGCGAACGUGCCGGAAUUGCCGUAGUUUCGUGGUAUCAAACAGCCCUUUCAAGCGAUGGACUACGCCGGCCUCCAUCGGACCGACACCUGUCGGAGGACAUCGGAUACGUCAUAUACUCCGCCCUGGGCAGCUUCUACAUCCCAUCGUGCAUCAUGGUGUUCGUGUACAUACGCAUAUACUUCGCCGCGAAGGCUCGGGCGCGUCGCGGCAUCCGGAAGCAGCCGCGUCCGCGCACGGCGGUGCCGCCGGAAUCGCCGGACGUCAGGCAGACCAGUUUCACUCAGAGCACGCCGGCGACCGACGCCAAGAAACCUCCGGGAUCAGUCAUGGAAAACGUCGCGACGAUCGAGAAUCAGCCGGUCCAGAUACCGAUUGUCACGUGCGACUUGGCCAGUGACGUCAGCACGUCCGAAGCUGAUCCCGGCGGAGGGAUCAGUAUACCGAUGGAGGAGAAGGACACGCUCAAGGUGAGCGCGCCGGUGCAGACGCAGAAGAGCAGCCUGAAGGCGACCCUGUCGGUGAACGGGGACGGUCAGUCGGGCGGACAGAGCGUGCCGGCGCGAUGCCGGGCGCCGAGCGUCGGCAUCGACGUCGACAUGGUGUCCGAGUUCGACCCUUCGUCGUCGGACAGCGGCGUGGUGUCGCGGUGCGGAGUGGUGAAGCCGCUGAAGCUGGGCCUCUGCCAGCCGAUCUUCGGCCGCAAGCACAUAGGUAAGUUGCGGAAGGAACACGGCGACGCGGCGCGACACCACGGCAAGGACGAGUCCGGCGGCGACGCGAAGGCGGCGAAGCCGCGCGAUCCCGAAAGGGAGAAGAGACGAUUGGCGAGGAAGAAGGAGAAGCGCGCCACGCUCAUCUUGGGCUUCAUAAUGGGCAGUUUCAUCGCCUGCUGGCUGCCCUUCUUCGUCCUCUACAUCGUCAAGCCGAUGUUCCCCGACUUCGAGAUACCGCCGCAGGCCUUCGUAAUCGCCUUCUGGCUCGGCUACACCAACUCGGCCCUGAAUCCCUUCAUCUACACGGUCUUUAACAAGGACUUUCGCCGCGCCUUCCGCCGGAUACUGUACAAAUGAGCGUUGCAGCCUAGCGUCGACCAAGAGGAGGGACGCUAACGGCUAAUGUACUACAUGCGCGCAGCGGAUGAAUGAGCGUUACACGUAAUUAAACGUACGUAUGUCGUGCGCAUGCAUACACAUACAUACAUACAUACAUACA
Harpegnathos saltator (Jerdon's jumping ant) is the source of this 1336-nucleotide messenger RNA. RefSeq names its product alpha-2 adrenergic receptor. The annotation marks the transcript as partial. Lineage: Eukaryota; Metazoa; Arthropoda; Insecta; Hymenoptera; Formicidae. Gene Ontology annotation, cellular component: plasma membrane. Gene Ontology annotation, molecular function: G protein-coupled receptor activity. Gene Ontology annotation, biological process: G protein-coupled receptor signaling pathway. The transcript has 3 exons. The record is from RefSeq and is a predicted model, not a curated record.